Molecule: messenger RNA, 1564 nt
Organism: Mollisia scopiformis
Lineage: Eukaryota; Fungi; Ascomycota; Leotiomycetes; Helotiales; Mollisiaceae
Product: FAD dependent oxidoreductase
Exons: 3
Coding region: 71-1522 (483 amino acids)
Cellular component (GO): cytoplasm
Molecular function (GO): oxidoreductase activity
Source: RefSeq, a predicted model, not a curated record
AGGCGUUCUUGAAAUUUUCUGUCCCAGGGUUGAGCUCAGCUGCCAGGAUUACGAGCAAGUGACUUACAACAUGGCAACAAAGGAAGCACUUGCCAGAACAUUGGAGCGUAUAAAUGCCGACCCAGGGGCUCCAAGAGCCGAUUCAACGGAAGCUUACUGGCAGAAACCGCCCCAUGCAUUGGAGAAUGUACAGUCAGAACACCUACCGGGCUUUACUGACAUUGUCAUAAUUGGAUCAGGUAUCGCCGGCUGCUCUGUAGCCAAAGAACUCCUAGCUCUUGACUCAAACAUUAAAAUCAUGUUACUGGAAGCUAGAACUAUCACCUCUGGAGCAACAGGUCGGAAUGGGGGUCAUAUCGCCACUCAUCCGGCAAUCGAUUACUCUGAGUUGGUAGAUCACGUUGGGAAAGAUGAAGCGAAGAAGAUCUGUCAAUUCAGAUUGGCACACUAUGAUAUGAUCUACGAUGAUCUGAAAAACAUUGGAGAUGAGUUAUUGGGACCCAGUGAAAUCAGGAGGGUCGUGGCUGUUUGUGGGCUAUUGGACGAAGCGAAAGUGGAGAGUAUGAAAGGCACGAAAGAAAGGCUCGAGACAGAUUGGCCGGAGAUCAAAGGACGUAUAAAGAUUUAUGAGAAGAAGGAUUCCGGAUUCGAGGAAUUCAAAAUGUCUGGUGUUGCAGGAGUAGCAGUGGAGCUAUCAGGAGCAGUUUGGCCAUACCGGAUGAUCACCUCAAUAUUCGAUCAUCUACUGUCAAACUACCCCGAUCGCUUCACCAUCGAGACUCAAACGCCAGCAACAGCAGUCACGCCGCUCACCAACUCUGGUGAUUACAAGUACGAAGUUAUGACCGCACGUGGACCAAUAAAAACGAAACAAGUAGCGUACUGUACGAACGGAUACACGGGCCACAUUCUUCCUAAACUACGGGGAAAGCUGUUCCCAGUUCGAGGCCACAUGAGCGUGCAACGUCCAGGCCAACUGUUUCCUCGUCUAGGAAACGAGAGAUCCUGGAGUGUGUUAUGGGAUACUGUGGGAUUGGACUACAUCACCCAGAAUGGCAAGACUGGAGAGCUCUUCUAUGGUGGUGGUUUAGUCCGAGGGAAAGAUGACGGACUUGACUCGAUUGGAAAUCCUAGAGAUGAUGAGGAAGAUGUGCACAAUAAGAUUCAUCUCGCGGGUGCGUUGCCGGUGUUCUUCGGAAAGGAGAACUGGGGAAAAGAUAGUGAGGAUGGCCCCAGGAUGAAGAGUACUUGGACGGGAGUGAUGGGAUUUACAGCAGAUGGACUACCGUUGGUGGGGAAGCUGCCUGGUUCUAUCACUGAGAGGAAUGGAGAUGGAGAAUGGAUUGCGGCGGGGUUUAAUGGGUAUGGGAUGCCUAAUAGUUGGGGUUGUGGGAAAGCACUCGCGAGGUUGAUGUUGGGGAAGGAUGUUGGUAAUGAGUUUCCGGAAAGUUAUUUCAUCAACGAGGAGAGGUUUGGUCAGAUGAAUGGCGAGAAAGGCGUGAAGGCUAUGUUUGGUAUCUAAGUCUAGAUAAAACUUUAGCUCUAUUGUUGAACGACUCGAAGC